UUACGAGAGUCGGUGGCAAGUGGCAACUUAUACGGAGCCCCGAUCCGUGUUCGCCGCCGCCCCUUCUUCCACCAGCGUCGUCGCCGCCGCCUGCUGGCGAAAUCCUAGUCUCCCGUCGCUGACCCUCGCCGUCCGUGGUGACGGCUCCGUCCCUUCCGCCUGUGGCUAGCUAUUAGUAGGUCACUAGCCGAAUCCGCGUCGUACUAGGUCAUCAGCCGUCUGCCUGCCUUGCCGCUACUACUGACGUUUCCACCGUCGCUGUCCCUUGCCGUCUGGAAGCAAGCAAGGCUAGCGAAGGAGAAGAGGAAGCUCGGGAAUAGAAGAAAAGGAGAAGGGAACAAAGGAAGAAGAAUAAGAGGACGAAGGGGGAAAAAGGAGGGAUUUCGCGGAGUUCAUCUGAUCAUCACAAAUUCAUAUUCUUCGCUGCAAGGAUAGACAUGGGGCUUGUGUGGAUAUGAAGGAAUAAGUGGUCUUAAGACAAUUUGGAACAACAGAGGGCAUGGAAAAACUGCUACCUGAAGAUGUACUCACCAACAUCAUUUGCCGUCUUGCACCACGCUAUGUUGCUAUAUCCCGUUGCGUCUGCAAGACCUGGUGUGCCAUCAUUGAUGCCCGCAACCUUCUGCGUGCGGACCUCCUCCCACGCUCAGUGCGUGGAAUAUUCAUUAACUUCAAUGAGUUAAGCAUGUCAGAAUUCUUCGUCCGCCCCUCAAAAGGCCGAACGGUAUCUGGCAACUUUAACUAUUUGCCUCUUGGGUCCCGCAUCAUAGGCCACUGCAAUGGGCUUCUCUUGUUUUGCAACUAUGUGAUUAACCCAGCCACACGGCAGUCAGCUCCACUGCCCCCAUGCACAAGCCCAAAUAUUGUCAUAGAGCACUUUGUUUGCAGAGACUACCUUGUAUUUGACCCCCAAUUGUCACCACAUUAUGAGGUAUUCAUGAUCCCUCAGGUCCGAUGCUAUGGGAGGUAUGAAAUGUUGAAUUCUGAUGAUGAAUUAGACCCUGCAAUGGAGGGAUUAGAAUGGCCACCAUCACCUUGGAUCCUGAACGUGUUCUCAUCAAGGACAAAGAUGUGGCAGGAGAGGUCAUUUGUUCGAGAAGGGGAGGCUGCAGGGAAUGUUGCUGACAGGCGGUUGGAUUCUUCAUGUGUUCAGGACAACUCUGUCUAUUGGCGGGGAGUACUUUAUGUAAAUUGCCAAACCAAGUUUGUUAUGAGAAUAUCCUUGUCAAAUGGAAAAUACCAAGUAAUCAAGCCACCUGUAUAUUUUGAAAGGAUGGAAUGCACAGAUCUUUAUCUGGGAAAAUCAGUGAAAGGAGUGCACUGUGCUUUAUAUGGCUUUCCAUCCAGUUUUUGGAUUUAUAUUCUUGAUGAAUCGAGUGGAAGAAUGGAGUGGGUAUUCAAGCAUUCCUGUGAUAUUCAGCCAUAUCAAAGAAUCGAUGGGCGUGGACCCUGGACUUUACAAGAUAUUAACUGUCAGGACUGGUCCAAUGAAUUUGAAGAGGGUAAGGAUGAGGCACUGGUACAGGAGAAGUUUGAAUGGGACUCGGACAAUGAUAAUGUUAUUGACACCAUAAGCAGGGGCAAUCAUCUGACUCGUGGUGAUAUUACUUUUCUCGGAUUUCACCCUUACAAGGAGGUUGUCUUCUUGAGUGACACAUUAAGACGAGGAUUGGCGUACCACUUAAAUAGCUCAAAGAUUCAAGACUUGGGCAAUAUCCAUCCAACAUAUUAUGAAAUAGAGACGGGUAUUCAGCCAUUUAUACAGGCGUCUUUUCCAUACACACCCUGGACGGGAGUGUUUCCGGAAGACAAUUAAUUUUUCCUUGAAGAUUAUGAUACUAUAGGUAGCAUGCCCGUGCGUUGCUACGGAACAACUAAACUUUUGUACUAAAAACACAUACUCUGUCACUUCUAACACCAAAGAAAAGAGUUGUGUUCCUGCA
Sorghum bicolor (sorghum) is the source of this 1943-nucleotide messenger RNA. RefSeq lists its product as uncharacterized. Lineage: Eukaryota; Viridiplantae; Streptophyta; Magnoliopsida; Poales; Poaceae. Gene Ontology annotation, molecular function: protein binding. The record is from RefSeq and is a predicted model, not a curated record. The coding region runs from base 500 to 1816 and encodes 438 amino acids. The transcript has 3 exons.